UGUUGGCACCCAACAAUCAAGCAUACUGCUUCUCCUGACCUGAACACCUGUCUUGACAGAUGGGGCUCAAGUCAUGGAACAUGUGGAUCUAUCUAUUAAAGGACAGGGGACAGUAGUUAAUGAGAAUUAACAGAGGAUUGGGAAAUGGUUCACGAGAGAGAGCUUAGCCCUCUCUGGAGAUCUUCCCGGUCCCCAUGUCUUUCCUCAACAAUGAGGCCUGCUAGAAUGCCACAGAUUGAUGUGUCGUGUGCAAAUCCUCUCUCCCUACACCUUGGCGACCAUCAGGAAGAACCUUUCUAUCCCCAGUGAGAGAAGUUGGCUGUCAUGGUAAGUUAUUGGUGAGAUGGCUUGGCCUUUGACUGGACUGGCUGAAUCUUCCCAUCUCUUCCUGCACUUUCUGUUGCUGGUGGUUUCUUCUAAUGUAGCAGAAGCCAGUAUGCAGGCUGCUUGAGACCUACAGUCUCAGAUGUUGCAGAUGAUAGCAUUCUCUAAGUAAAGGAUUAAGGUCAGGCCUCUAAUAUGGAUCAGAUCAAACUGAGCAAUAUCUCCUGAAAAUUUAUUAUGUUCCACAUAAUAGAUCAACUGGUUUCCUUAGGCAGCUGGGAAGAGCUGCCCUCAGUCUGAGAGGGACAAUGGUCAAAGGGGGAGAAAAGCUCAUGCCAAAUGAGGGAGAGACUGUAGCAUGCAGAAAGAGUCAAGAAACAAGUGUCAAAGGAAGAUCCCAGUUUUGUCUUGUUAUUGGUGGUUGUUUCUUUUGCAAGAGCUGUAGUUGAGGUGGGAUGUGUUUCACCCCCAUUAAUUCUCUUUGGUGAUGUAAAACUCCCGUCUCACAGCUAUGCAGUAACUAGUCCUACUACAGCCACACAAUAUGGAUUGCAGGCACAAACUUGCUAGCUUUAACAAAGCCUUGGUGCUGUGUGGACUGCCAAAGAAAUGGAGACGAAGACAUGUCCAUUGGAGGAAAUCAAACAAAAUAAAAACCAAACAAGAAACCAAAAACUUCCUGAGCUUUGCUGAUGAGGGAACAGGAUCUGAACCUGAACUCAUCCUGUUCAAUCAGCAUAAACCUACAAAGCUCUGGGAGGGAGCACAACUGGGCUGUUAAUGCAUAAAAACAGGGCACUGGGGCCUAUGUAGUUAACACACCUUGUAACACCUCAAGGUCUAGGCAAUCUAUUGAGUGCUCAUUACAUUAUGUGAACAAUAGAUUCUCAGUCUAGAGACCAUUUUACAUAUCUUUCUUCCAAGUUAAUAGCUUUGUCCGUGCUAAUAGUCAGGAAAAGCACAUUGUGGGAUUGUAGUGUAGCUUGAUCGCUUAAUUUUGCCAGCUGCCAUUAGCUAUAGCUGUGUGUCCUCAUCCAGGGUUGGGGAUCUGAGGGACAUUCCUUGAAGCUGCCUUUGAGCAUGGGAAGACCAACCAGCAGCAGCUGGUGCCUGUAGUGGCUCCCGACUAGAGCCAUGUUUUGCCAGGUGUCACUGCUGGGAGCCUGUGGUGAACCUGCAUCACCUGUGCUCGGGGCAGGUCAGCCAGCUAACUUGCAAUGGCCUGCUUUCCCUUUUUGUUCUCAGGUGUUGUAGGAUGGCAAACCCUGCAUGCUGGGGCAGAGGCAUCUGGCUUGCUCAGGAGACCAGCUUUUUAAUCCUUGAAGCUGUUUGAAGAGAUGUUCCCUGACGGAGGGAGCUGCCUGUAACUUGCAGCCUUUGUGUUGAGUCUUGUGCUUUAGUGAUGUAAAGGAGGCAUGGCGCUCCCCUGCCCUCCUGGCCUGGUCUGCAAGCCUGGCUGGGCUGGGCUGGUGACACCUGUGACGUGGUCUUGUAAGUUCAGUCUCACCCAUGGCCAUGUGUUGCUACCUGCUGCUGAAUCCCCUCACUGCGGGGCUUCUGGCAACCCCUGGGCUCAGCUGCCAUCUCCAUUGGGAUUGGCUGGGCCCCCAGCAGUCCAGAAGGGGGGAAUUGCAGGCAAGCAUCACCUGGGACCUGGAUAGCAUCUGGCAAAGUGCUCUCUGAAAAGAAAUUGCAGCUGGCAUCUGUCAGGCAGAGCAUGCUGGCUCCUGGGUUGGCUGCCUGCAGUGACCUCCCCUGGGCUGGGGAGACCUGUGCCUGCAGGUGGGAUGUGGGCAGGGGCUAUGGAAGAAGCCUCAAAGCAGAACUGCAGCAUCUGGAGAUGUUCCCAGGAGCAUCUGAGACGGAGAGGAAAGGAAAGGGUGUGUUGACUUUGGCACACAGGAACCACAAGGGAGAAGGGUUAGGCAACCAUAAGAUGACAGGACAAGGACUUUGGUGGGUCUGGUUUAAAACAGACCAGAACAGCUUUGGGUGACAGCAGAGUUUCUAUUGGCUUUUAUUGAAUACUUCCCUCAGUUCAAGAGCAGCUCUACCUUCAUGUCCACCAGUAUCAUAACUUGUCAUUCAAAUGCUUUCCUGAAUGAUUUAAAACUGACCCCUGGUCAAAUUUACAGAAGCAUGGUUUUGUUUUGGUUUUUUUUUUGUUUUCUUCCCUCUUGACAGUUUGGCAGUAAUGGAACUGGUACUUCCAAAUACAGACAUGUUCUGCUAUCCUAAAGCCCACUGCACUUCAGUACCCUCAUGCACCAUGUAGUGCAGGACUUCGAAUCGAGACAUUCCAGUCUUGUGGUCUGCCAGUGCGUAUACAUUUUCCACAGUGCUGGGGCUGAUUUCCUGGGCUAAGAAACUGAAGAGCAUUUCUGAGCUCCCAGGAAUUCUCAGGUUGCUGCCAGUGCUUCCAGUGUUCAGCACAGCCUUCUCUGACAGACUGAGGGUGAAUGAGCAGACAGGAAAGGUUCAGUAACCUACUGGUGUUUCUCUCUAGAACCAGGAACCAAAAAGUCCCACCUUUUACAUAGCAAAACAGGGAUCAGUGUUCACACUGUGGUUAAAUGGCAUCAGAAAUCACCUACGCUGAGGUGAAGUUCAAGAAUGCAUCACUGCCUGCAGUGGCUGAAGUACCUCCUGAGACAAAGAAGCAUGAGCACCAUCCCCAGAAAUGCCCCCCUUGGCUCCCGUGGUUGAUCUCACUGCUGCUCCUCUUGGUGUGCAUUGCCCUCAUUAUUGUUCUGCUUGCUCUGCAGCGCCCGUGGGGACCUGAUGCCAGCUCUGCCCAGAGUGGUGACGAGCCCACAGCCCUGCAGCAGCAAUUCCUGGAGUGGCAGUGCAUCUCGGUGGUGGCGCAAGGCAAAGGGAGAGGCUGGAUGUGCUGCCCAAAGGGCUGGAAACGCUUUGGAAAAAGCUGCUAUUACAUAUCGGAUGAUAUGAUGGGCAGGAAUGAGAGUGCGAAGAACUGCACUGGGAUGGGCUCCCACCUGGUGGUGAUCAACACCGAAGCAGAGCAGGUUUUCCUCACUAGCCAGCUAGAGGUUUCAAGAGGGAAGAAUUACUACAUCGGUCUGCGAUCACAGGUGGUGGGCCAGUGGCAGUGGGUGGACCAGACUCCAUAUAAUGAGUCGGCAGCGUUCUGGCGGGAAGGGGAACCAAGUAAUGUGUCUGUUGAGAUGUGCGUUGUAAUCCAUACGACUCCAAGCAUACACAACUGGAAUGAUUUCCGAUGCGAGAGCUCUUAUCGAAUUUGUGAAGCUGCAGCAGUAACUGUGUGAUGGAGCAAACGUCAUCCUGAGUAACACUGAGGCAUGAGUAGUGAGCUGGGAACAGCUUAGGGCUGAGUGGGGAGGGAUGGGGGACCUGGAUCCUGCGUCUUCACUCUGCUGGAUGGGACAAUGUGAGUGGAAGUGUCCUGCAUCCCCAGUGCAAGUAUCAGGUCAGGGAAAACAUGAAGUCUCAGCAUCAUCAAAGCAGGUCCUGGGCUCUUGUGUCCUCUUCUCCCUGAGUGGGUCCAGCAGCCACUGGCUGAGAAGAGGUUGAGUUCUCCAGGAAGAUGACACAGGCAUGGAAGACAAAUGCUCAGAGCUGUGAUUUCCUUUGUCUCCUUGAGCAGAGGUUUCUGCUUUUUCUUGCAGUGCACAGAGAAUGUCCUGUACUUGCUUUGGUUUUGCUGAACAAAUACUGAUUCCUUAUCCAGCGGAAAAUCGAAUAUUAAAGCAAAGAAAAAGUCUUUGUGUGGCCUCUCUUUCUCUCUCUCUCCCUCUCUAAGCUGCUGGUGGUUUGUGUAAGCACGAUGAAAACAUGUUGCUGUGCCAGGAUCGAGCCUUAUGCACUUACUGCAGCAGAAGUUGCAUCCACCCCGUUAAAGUGAAGGCCUCCAAGACAACCUGGCUACAGAGUCCCAUUGCACACAGCCAAAGCUCUGGAGGGGACAGGGCUCAGGAAACCAACUCUAGGGCUAUCAUCGCUAUUAGUUUCCAUGGCUGAAAGUCUUGCCUGGGAGAGUAACGGGAGCUUGUGCCAGGUUGACCAAGGAAGGGAAGUUGUCACCAGCGGCAAAAUGAUGGGGGCCUUCAGGGCCAGCUCUAGGAAGAAGUCCUCUUCCCAACUCAGGGCUGAUCCCAGACUCACCUGAAGCAUCAGCCUUCUUGGGAGACUGACACCUCCAUUGUCCCCCAUCUAAAGGCAUCCAUGCCCAGGCCAGACCAUGCUUCAGAAGAGGCAGGAAGGGACAGGGCCGCUGCUGCACAUGAGGUCCCUUCCAGAAGCGCAUUGCCUGUUGAAUUGCCUUCAUGUUCUGCUCCAGACUGUAUGUCAUCAGGGAUCCCACCUUUUCUUCACUCACUCCCAGUGGCAUGCCUCUCCUGGCCAUGUGACUCUGUCCUACCUAUGAAAAUGAAUCCUCUCUCUGUGUCCCAAAGAGAGGGGAGAAUUUGUACUACAGGCAAGGUGGCCAGGAGGUUUGCCUUCCUAAACCAAUCAACUGGAGUAGGUCUGUGAACAGCCACGGGUGGUGGCAGGAGCUGCUGAAUCCCACAGACCAGCCAAGGCAAGGCUCCAUGGCCCCAGGUCCAGACAGGAGUGAGGCUGAACGUGUAUGUGCAAUAUCUGCAUAUAUAGAUACAUAUGGAAGAAAAAGAACAUGUAUAGCCACACAGGUCAACACAGACAGAAAGCAUUGAUGUAAACGUAAACACAUGUUGUAAUCCAGCAGAAGGCACUUCACCAGAGCUGGCUCUGUCUUCCAGAUGAAUGAGAGCCACUGUCUCUGCCUUUUUGAAGCUGUAACAUCAACUGUCUGAUGGAAGAAACCUCAUCCUGAGUAAAACUGAGAGACCACUAGUGACCUGACAAGGCACCUGAUAAGGCAAAUUUGAGAUCCAGCAGAGCACAUCUCCUCAUCAGGUUCUCCAUAGCCUGUAUCAAGAAAUCAUCAAGGCACUCCAGAAACCUGAAUUGCUUGUACUUUGCUGCUGAAAACAAAGCUUGGAAACUGCUGCGCAAACUGCUGAGCCUGCUGGCUCCCUCUGUUAGCUGCGCUCUCAUACGUACUGCUGGGGCUCAGGACUGUGGAGCUGGUCUUCAGUCCCUGAAAGUGCAAAGCAAACAGGCACACUGGGAAGAACUUCCUGUGGGAUUAAGUCUCUCGUCCUGUAUU
Messenger RNA from Egretta garzetta (little egret), 5494 nucleotides. Its product is annotated as C-type lectin domain family 4 member D. Bases 2898 to 3611 code for a protein of 237 amino acids. NCBI's taxonomy places the organism in Eukaryota, Metazoa, Chordata, Aves, Pelecaniformes, Ardeidae. The transcript is spliced from 7 exons. The record is from RefSeq and is a predicted model, not a curated record.